This is a messenger RNA of Penicillium chermesinum, 1554 nucleotides long. RefSeq lists its product as uncharacterized. NCBI's taxonomy places the organism in Eukaryota, Fungi, Ascomycota, Eurotiomycetes, Eurotiales, Aspergillaceae. Gene Ontology annotation, biological process: regulatory ncRNA-mediated gene silencing. Gene Ontology annotation, cellular component: ARC complex. The record is from RefSeq and is a predicted model, not a curated record. Bases 1 to 1554 code for a protein of 517 amino acids. The transcript has 6 exons.
AUGGAACCCGCCGACCCCACGAAAACCAUCUCCGGUGAUCUGCCUUUCCGCCUGGCUGGAACGACCAAGCAAAAUAGUGGGUAUUCGAAUUUGAAGGGCGACGAUAAAGCUUUCAAGGAGCAAGACAACAAUGAUACCCCUGAAGCUGCAUUUCAACCCAAGAUCAGUGCGAAGCCAUCGGAGCCGGCCAGCCAAGCAGAAGAACAUACUAUGCAACAGAUCGUCGACAAUCUGAAGAGGCGAAAGUACAAAGGUCCCAAAACAAAGCGUGGCAGGGGCAGGCCAACAGGCUUCGAGAAAUGGAACUGCGAUGGACCUCUCACUGUCGAUGAGUUCAGGGAAGAUCGCUACCUUUACGAGCCUUCUCGACCUUUCAUGCUUCGAAUCGAAGAGGCUUUAAUUCGUUUCGAUAGAUUCCGACGUAUGGAGCCUGAGCGACGAAACAUCUUUCACAAAUACCUUUCCUACGGUGGAAUCGCGACCGGUCACAAUUAUGGUGGUGGUCUAUCAAACCAGGACAUGAAAACACUGACUGAGGAAGAAGCUAUGCGUGCUCGCACCCAGCUUGGAAUACACAAGGAGCGAGAGGGAAUGGAGAUUAACUUCAACAAAGUUGCCCGGGGCUUCCUUGGCUCAUUCUUUGGGCAGUUCUUUUCCCCAUCAAAGCAGAGCGAGAUCGACCUCGGAACUGUUACGAUCCACAACUUUCUCACUUAUCUCCUAUUCCAUGAUGUCUGCCCGGAGUACAAGGAAGAUAUCUUGCAAGCUCGGGAGACAUGCAAUCUCGCCUCCAAGGAGCUGUGGAAAAAUCUCAAGCUGCUAUCUCGAAGCCCUGGGGCCUUCAACAAAGCGUGCUCUUUUCUCUUUGGUGGCUAUCAUUUUGAUAUUCGCAAUGACUCUUCAGACUGGAGCCUGCUGAAGUACGGUAUUACCUUUGGUGCCGCAUACGAGGUGUAUGAGCGAUUCAAAGGGGCACUCGAGGAAGACGAUCCCAACUUGACCGUGAUCCCAAUCCGUGACAUUGAUGGUUUCGAGAUCGUCUCUAUCGAGGAGGCAGCUCCACACGUCCUUGUCAACUACGAGAAGCAUGCAGCUGGUCAUACACCUGUCGGAAUUGUCCAUGCCAAGUCUUUCCGGGACCCAAGCAAGGCAGAAAUUGACCUUAGUCCCCAAGAGCAGUGGGACUGGGACCAUGGGAAGGCUCCAAGCUACUCCUUCACGUUCUUGCUUGAGACUGACCUCCUCCAGUUCUGCUCUCCGGGACUGAAGAUUAUUACCAAGGUCAUGGAGCUUAGCUGCGGGCUUCACUUCUUUGAUCAGAUGAUAGCUAUUUACCCGACAUUUUACGAAUGCUUGCACAAUGACAUGAUGCUUCAUUGGAAAACUCCAAAGAAAAUCGCGCAACCUUUGCAACCCUCUAGAGAGGCAUCUGUGUUUAAUGAGAUCGUUUCCGGGAGCCCCGAGACUCCCAGCCAGCCAAAAAGUGAGCAAGGGGGGCAAAAGAAGGUCGAUACGAAGCAUUAUGAAGAUAGCGAUACCGAUUUCGACUAUUAG